Cylicocyclus nassatus is the source of this 2130-nucleotide messenger RNA. Lineage: Eukaryota; Metazoa; Nematoda; Chromadorea; Rhabditida; Strongylidae. The record is from the annotation of a GenBank genome assembly.
AUGUAUGCUUGGCGAAUCUGUGAUUACACGAGAGAUCUUGUCGAUUGGAAUACAUUCGCUCAAGCAGCGCUACUAAAUGCGGAUGCAGAUCUUGCUCUUCGAAUUUUCCGCCACAUUGGUGAUGUGUCCAUGGGAUUGGCCUUGGAGGCGAUUGUGGCCAUCGAAGAGAAAACUCUACUGGCCGCACAUGUCGCCAUGCUUCUUGGAAGAUACGAUCAGGCUGAACAAUUGUUUUUGAAAAGUUCACAGCCAAAGGAAGCGCUGGCUAUGCGUCGUGAUCUCCUGGACUGGUCGAAAGCAUUGGCGUUAGCUGAACAGUUAGCACCUAAAGAAAUUCCCUACAUAUCUCGAGAAUAUGCACAACAGCUAGAAUUUAUGGGAGACUACCCCGCUGCUCUUGCACAUUACGAAAAUGGAGUGAUCGAAGACUAUGAAGAAGAAACUGAGCAGAAAAAAUUCAUUCAAGGAAACUCCUUUAUCCAUAUUUUUCAACUUUCACAGAUCCUCGAACACAAUGAAGUUUGUCGAUCUGGACUUGCGCGAAUGAAUAUACGAACUGGCGAUUUGAGAAAAGGUAUCCAGCUGGCUCGUGAUCUUCAUGGCCGAGUUGUAAAACGAGAUUGCGCGCUUAUUUUGGAGCAGAUAAAGCAAUACGGUGAAGCAGCUGAUCUAUACGAGCUUGGACAAUUUUAUGACAGAGCGGCCGCUGUAUGUCUAAAGGCGAAGGCUUGGGGUAAGGUGGGAGAACUCCUGCCAAAAGUUCGCUCUCCAAAAAUCCAUGCUCAAUACGGCAAAAUUAUGGAAGCUGAGAAGCGAUAUAAGGAAGCAGCUGUGGCUUAUCGUAAUGCACGUGACUACGACAAUCUCGUCCGUAUGUUGCUAGAUCACUUGAAUAUGGCCGAAGAAGCGGUAAAAGUCGUCCGAGAGAGCAGAAGUGUGGAGGGAGCUAAACUUGUGGCAAAGUUCUUUUCCCAACUGGGUGAUCAUGCAUCUGCCAUACGUUUCUUGGUCCUGAGCAAUUGCCAGCAAGAGGCCUUCCAACUCGCCGAGUCAACGGAUCAUAUUGCUGAUUAUGCUGACUCAAUUGAAGCGGAUGGUGCUAGCCAGGACCAAAUGGCCCAUCUAGCUGAGUAUUUCGCCAAUUCAAGCGAUAAUCACAAUGCUGGAAGAUUCUACUUGAGAGCUGGUCACUAUAGGGCGGCUUUGGAAUACCUUAUGGCAUGUGGAGAAAAUCACGAAUCGUUAGUACUUGCUAUUGAAGCGGUGGCAGCAGCUGGUGAUGAAAAGCUAACAGCGAGAUUGACGGACUAUCUUAUGGGCGAAGUGGAUGGGAUACCAAAGGAUGCCAAGUAUCUCUUUCGACUGUAUGUAGCGCUUGGUAUGACUAGAGAAGCAGCCACUACAGCUGUGGUGAUAGCACGGCAAGAACAAGAGCAUGGAUCAUAUACGGUAGCAAGAAAUGUGCUAUUAGCAAUGUACCAGGAACUCGUCGCGAAGGAAAUUAAAGUGCCUAAUGAAAUGCAGAACAGUCUAAUGAUCAUUCACUCCUACCUUAUCGUCAAGAGUCUUCUUCGACGGAAUGAGACGCUCAAAGCUGCCAGAAUGUUAAUACGAGUGAUGGGCAACAUUAGCAGGUUUCCUGCACAUGUGGUGCCAAUUUUGACAUCAACGGUGGUCGUGUGUUCGAAGGCCGGAUUGAAAGCGGCAGCUCAUCGUGCAGCUGUCACGCUUAUGCAGCCAGAAUAUCGCCAAAAGAUCGAUGCCAAGUAUAAGAAGAAAAUCGAGGUGUUUGUUAGGCACUCAGACAGAGGCGAAGAUCCUGAAGAAGCACGACUUCCAUGUCCGCAUUGCGCAUAUCCGGUACCAGAGACUAUACUUGCAUGCGAUAAUUGCAAGUCAACCAUACCUUACUGUAUAGUUACGGGUCGCCACAUAGUUGAUUCGGAUUUUGCUCAGUGCCCAUCAUGCAAUUUUCCUGGAUUUUUCUCAGAAAUGAAGAAAUUGCUUGCUCUCAACGAAAUGUGUCCCAUGUGUUCGUCACCGCUCAAUGAUACGAUACCAGGCGAUUGCGCAGCAUUUCUCCAUAAAGAUAGACAAACCGUGGAACAAACGUCUAUAAAGCCUUCGUAA